Molecule: messenger RNA, 534 nt
Organism: Triticum turgidum subsp. durum (durum wheat)
Lineage: Eukaryota; Viridiplantae; Streptophyta; Magnoliopsida; Poales; Poaceae
Source: the annotation of a GenBank genome assembly
AUGGCGGCUGAGGAGGCCAAGAAGGUGGAGGUGGAGACCACCACGGCCACCAAGGACAUCGCCGAGGAGAAGGCCAUCGUGCCCGUGCCCGUGCCCGACAACUCCAAGGCCAUCGUCGCCGUCGUCAAGGAUGCUGAAGGUACAAGAGGUUCAUCUGAAAGAGAUGCUUAUCUCACCAAGAUUAUGUCUGAGAAGAGGACGACGCUGAUCAACGCCUGGGAGGAGAGCGAGAAGGCGAGAGCCGAGAACAGGGCGGCCAAGAAUCUGUCCUUCAUCACUUCAUGGGAGCAUGCCAAGGAAGCCGAGAUGGAGGCCGAGCUGAAAAAGAUCGAGGAGCAACUGGAGAAGAAGAAAGCAGCAUACAAGGAGAAGCUGAAGAACAAGCUCGCGAUGCUCCACAAGUCGGCUGAGGAGAAGAGAGCCAUGGCGGAGGCGAAGCGAGGUGAGGAGAUAAUCAUGGCGGAGGAGAUGGCCGCCAAGUACCGUGCCAAAGGCGAGGCUCCGACGAAGCUCUUUGGGCUCCUGAAAGCAUGA